UUAGUUCAAUUAAUUGAAGUAUAUAAUUCACACAGCAAUGACUUUGCACUGUAAAAUUUUCAUACUAUCGAACGUAUUGUGGCUAACCGCUGCACUUAGAACGGAUGAUUGGCCCCCUCAAUUGAUUAUUGACAUGUUCGCCGAUAAGUUACAUCAAAUAAGACAAUGCCAAGAUGAGCAUAAUAUUGAUGCGCGCACAUUAAUUGAAUUUGAGGAAUCUUCUGAUUUGAAAAAUUUACCAAAUGAUCAGUCGUUAAAAUGCUUCAUGUUAUGCACAUACAAGGUAUUUAAACUUGUGGUUCCGGAUAGUCCAAAACUUCAAUUAGUGGAAUUUUUUGGUGCACUUUCUACCUUGGAAUAUGACGCUCGAACCAUUUAUUUGAAAAUGGCGUCAGGGUGCAAGUUACGGUCAAAAGAUAUGUGCGAAGCAGUAUAUCAAGUCAAUGUUUGCAUGAAAAAGAAUUAUAAUGCUUACUACUAUUUAGUGGAUGGUUCGGAUUUUUGGAUUCAAAGAGCAAAGGCAAAGAGUUCAAAUACUAAUAAUAAUGUCACGCUAGUAAGUGAAGCAGUUUCACCGAGUGAAACAUGAACGAUUCGUUAUAAUUAGGUUACGAAGAGUAAAGACGCAUCGUCAAGAUAAUUUAUCAAAAUUAUGGCAACAGAAAUUGCGAUUAUGAAUCAGUAAUUCGAAAGUAUAAAACCAUUUAAUGUACUCAAAAUCAAUAAUUUCAAGUUUUUUUUCCACAAUUUUUUGUAAAAAUAAAUUUGGUGUGAUUUUAUGUUUCUCCUGUUUUAGUAAAGAAUGAAUAACAUAUAAAAGUGAGAGACAUUAAAUCAAUGCAGGGCGGCAUGUGAUUUUUCUUCAGAAAAUAGCAGAAAAAAGUGAUCAAAUUUGCCGAAAUAGUUGGUAUUCACAUUGAUUUAUAAAAAGUGACCGAAUAGUGAAAAAAAACAAACUCUAAAUCGUGAAUUUUGAGCACACGCUUUCUCUGUAGAGUUCGUUCAGGAACUCUUCGUUAAAUUUCACUAGUGACGAUUUUGACACACUUCUUUCAUAUAAAAUAUGUCAAAAUCUUCACUUUGG
This is a messenger RNA of Bradysia coprophila, 1084 nucleotides long. RefSeq names its product pheromone-binding protein-related protein 6-like. Gene Ontology annotation, molecular function: odorant binding. Lineage: Eukaryota; Metazoa; Arthropoda; Insecta; Diptera; Sciaridae. The record is from RefSeq and is a predicted model, not a curated record.